CCAACGCAGAUGGGAUUAGUCCUGGGGCGAAGCUCCUACAUAGAUGACAUAGCCCAUGGGGCGCCUACCUGGGAUAAACUCUGUGAAGACCUGAAUGCCCUGCUAUUCCGCCUCCUGUACUGGAAUAUCACGGUUAGUCUUCCGAAGAGCGAGUUCGGCAAACAAGCUAUACCUUACCUGUCUCACGAAGUAUGUGCGGAGGGUAUCGGGGCUACCCCGAAGAUUGCCAAGUGUGUUCAAGGCCUACCUUUCCCAUCGACUCUGAAGGGGGUUCAGUCGUUCUUGGGAAGUUUGAAUUACUAUAACAAGUUUAUCGAGGAUUUGCCUGUUGUCGCGGCUGUACUUUACGAGUUGGAUGAGGAUUGCAUUCGUGCCGGACAUGAUUUGGAUAAGGCCAAGGAAGCGUUCGAGAUUUUCAAACGCAAGAUCACAUCGACGCCGCUGCUGCGCCAUCCAGAUUGUACCAAGCCGUUUGUCAUCAUCCCACAUGCAAACCCCUGGGCGGCUUGUGCCGUCCUCGGACAGGAACAUGAGGGUAUCAUUCAACCAGUGCGCUUCACAGGGAGGGUCCUGAACGAGUCUGAACUUAGAUACCACAUCGCGGAGAAGGAGGUGUUGGCGAUCCUGCGAGUCUUAGAACAAUUCCGUCCGCUCAUCUACGGUUCAGAGACACCAAUCGUAAUCUAUACCCGACAUUCGGUCCUGAAGUGGUUAUUGAAGUCAAAUUCCGCCGACGGCCGUCACCUCAAGUGGGGUUUAGAAUUGUCGAAGUGGACUCUUGAACUGCGCCGUGUGCAGCGCGACGAAGACGGACUAGCCGCUAUCCUCGGUGCAGGUAUCACCCCCAGGGAGCAUCUGGACGAAGUCGCUGAGAACCUGAUCCCGGCCAAGGGGCGAGUCAAGGCACCCCCGCCAAUCAGUGUAGAGAUGCUGGAUUCAGACUUUGAAGGAUACGUUCUGAGCUUUGAUGGCGCAGCCAAGGUCUCCACUAGACAAGGAAGCUGCGGAUGGAUUCUGUGGCGCUUACCUGGCUGGAAUGUCUUGAGUGCUCACGGAUUCCCUUUGGACGAUGUGACCGUGAACGAUGCCGAAUAUCACGGGCUGAUCAAAGGUCUGGAGCUAGUCGCCGACCGUGGUUUCAGAGAUGUAGUUGUGGUCGGCGAUUCUAGGAUCGUAGUCCAACAAGCGCAAGGGUUGAUAGGCUGCCACCGGCCGAAUCUGCAACGUCGGCUUGCUGAGUAUGAAGCUUUGAACAUGAAAUUUGGGUCCGUACGGUUGGUCCACGUCAAACGUGAUUAUAACCAGGCCGCAGAUUACCUGACGACGAAGACAUUGGCACUAGGGAAAGCAUGA
Molecule: messenger RNA, 1353 nt
Organism: Phytophthora megakarya
Lineage: Eukaryota; Oomycota; Peronosporomycetes; Peronosporales; Peronosporaceae
Source: the annotation of a GenBank genome assembly